Messenger RNA from Perca flavescens (yellow perch), 3609 nucleotides. RefSeq names its product exonuclease 3'-5' domain containing 3 (gene exd3). Gene Ontology annotation, molecular function: nucleic acid binding; 3'-5' exonuclease activity. The record is from RefSeq and is a predicted model, not a curated record. The transcript has 20 exons. Lineage: Eukaryota; Metazoa; Chordata; Actinopteri; Perciformes; Percidae. The coding region runs from base 393 to 2708 and encodes 771 amino acids. Gene Ontology annotation, biological process: nucleobase-containing compound metabolic process.
GAAGACCAAGUAGUGGAUGAAGAACUGACAGCAGGUUUAUUUUUCCCUAAGCGUAGCACUACAGGCAGCUUUACCUACAGUGUGUUUAUCGCUCCUGAUAAACUCCAUCAAUAAAAUAUCUGACAGUGUGUAUUUAUAAAUGUGUUUGCUGUUUUAUGACAUGAUUCAGGGGUCAUAGUCUGUGAAUACUGGCUAAUACAACUGGAUUUUUGUACAGCGUGAGGGCAAGGGCUGCCUGCAACGUUAAAUCCAGGGCAAACAAAAAAUAUACAAACUGGUCCACUGCCCCACACAAACUCAACUGAUGCAAGGUAACGUUAACGUUUGUUUACCUGACGAUAGCUAACUGGAAGAAAGUAAAGUAGCACAAGAGUGACAGCAGCACAUCCGAAAUGAACCAUACUACUCCAGGGGCAGUGGGUCUUGACCCUGCCGUGCUGAGAGACCAACUCUUCGAGCUAUGGAACCGGAAGGAUCUGCAGACGCUACAUUGGACAGCCCUCCAGGGAUUUUCAAAGUUGUCUGAGCCUCUGGAGGCUUUACUAACAAUCCUGGAGGGCUGUCCAGGCAAACAGCGGGGUCGGAGCCACACCGUCGGCCAGCACAUCCUCAUGAAAUUCCAGUCAUGGAUGAAAGAAAGUCCUCAGGUGACCCUGAGUUCACUCUCAGAGCAACAAGCAAUGGCGCUUCAACAGCGGGCUCUGAGCUUACUAACAGAUACCCAGCCCAACUUUGUAGAAAGUCUCAUAAACAUCUACCAACUCAAUUCCCUGGAUCCAGCCAUACUCCGACUGCACAUUAUAAGGUUGCAGGCUCUUCACUGCUACAAAGAGGCAGCAGUACUCGCCAUAAAGCUGAAGUUACAGAACGAGCUGGAUAUGGAGGAGAUGUGUGUACCACUAAUCUUGCAAAAUAAGUUGCCUUUGGCAGAGUCCUUCGUCAUAGGCCACAAUCAUCUAGAACAGCGACUGGUCACACUGCUAGACUUAUGGUGCCACCCCAGCUUCAGUGUGGAAGAGAUAAGCAUGCGGUUCCCUCACAUCUCUCUGACCAAACAAUGCAUGAGCCAGAUCCAACCCAAACUGCUCACCAAACAAGUCUUCCGACUCUUGGAGAAAUUCAACAUUGACCAAGGACUGUGUCCCAAUGCUCUGCACAAGAGGAGAUUGGAUUCUUUACGUUUCCUCAUGUACAAGAGGUUUGUGGAUAAAAGCAUGACCGAGGAGAACUGGAGUGACCAUGUACAGUACGUUGUGGCAGAUGACCUUGAGCUGCAGAUCCAUUUGGUGGAGAUGUUGGUGAGGUACUGUGGUCUUCAGAAAGCAGCUCAGUGGUCACUGAGGUACAACAUCCCCAGAAAUCAACUUCCCUCUGGGGUAUGGGAAACGCAGCAGAGUCUACCGCCUGGUCUACAACAGAUAGGUCAGAGUGGUUCAGCACAAACUGAGCAGUGGAUACCGUCUCGGUCUCACUGUCAGAAGUUCUAUCAAGUGCCGCUCACCAAAGACCAGGUUCAUUUUGUGGACUCGCCGGAAUCUCUUCAGAGAUGUCGAAACAUUGUGCUGAAGGAAUGUGAUAUAGUAGGCGUUGACAUGGAGUGGCAGCCCACGUUUGGCUGUAUCUCAACUCAGCAAGUUGCCCUAAUACAGCUUUCAGUUUUGGACCAGGUUUUCUUAUUAGACCUUUGUGCAAAUGGAUUCUGUCAACACCCUGAUACUAUUAGUUUCAUCAGGAGCUUGUUCUCCGAAAGAAACAUCCUUAAACUGGGUUAUGGUAUGUCAGGGGAUGUCAAGUGUCUCUUGGCCACCUGGCACCAGCUUUUAGAGGAGCCAUUGAGGAUGGAGGGGAUGCUUGAUCUUCUUAAUGUACACCAAAAGAUCCAGCGUCGAAAGGUCAAUAGGACUCAAAAUGGACCUAAAGAUGUGCUGGUAGGAGAGGACUCUGCAGAGAAAGGCCUCAGUCUGCUGGUACAACAGGUCCUGGGAAGGCCCCUAGACAAGACAGAGCAGAUGUCCAACUGGGAGAAACGGCCACUGCGCAUCAGCCAAAUUAGAUAUGCAGUGGCAGAUGCCUACUGUUUGCUGGAUGUGUACUCUGUCCUCUCCAGAAACCCAGCUUACUUUGGGCUACCAGCUGACCUGCGCAGCAUCUCAUCAAGCCAAUCGGAGAAGAGUGCUGACAAUAAACAGAAGGAGAAACAUGCCAAGCAGAUGAAACAGGCCCAUGGCAAAGAGGAAUGUCAGGGGGCUCAAAGGAUCAGUCCCCCUCGCUCCGACACAGAGAAAGGCCUCCUGUGUGGCGAGAAGCCCUCAGAAGACACCCCUGCUCUGCCCCCCCAGCAGUUGCGGGUGGUGUGUGACAACAUGCUGCAGGGUCUCGGGAGGUACCUGCGCUGUUUAGGAGUCGAUGUGGUCAUGUUGGAGAACACCGAUGAUCACAGAGUAGCGGCAAAGUUAGCACAAGCUGAAGGCCGUUUCAUACUCACAUGUGGACAACCGUUCCAGAGUUUGCGGUCCCAGGUGGGUGAGGGUCGCUGUCUGUCCCUAGACUGUUCAGAAAAGGCCAGAGACCAGGCUGUUCGAGUCCUCAGACACUUCAAUGUCCAGCUCACUCCCAGCGACAUAUUCAGCCGCUGCCAGAAUGAGAUUUCAGAUACAAGUGGCCAAAUUGGGCUUACCUUUACUGAAAGGAAUGAGGAAGGAGCUUGAAGUUGAACUGCUGCACCUUCACGUUUAAGAUGGCCAGUUGAGGCUGUGAGCUAUUCUUAUUCUUCUUAUAUGGCCUUCGAAUGCCUCGGGGACACCAGUAGGAGCUGGAGGAUGUGGCUGAAGAGAAGGAUGGGUCACUUGUUUAGCCUGCUGCCACCACAACCUGGACUUGUGCAAGUGGUAUCAAAAGGAGGGUUGGAUGGAUGGAUGUGAAAAUAAAUAGAAUAAGUCAGUGGUAUGAAUUAAACACAACAUAUUUUUCUAAUUUAACCACAAGGGAACCAGGAUGGAAACAAAUUGAAUCAUAAAUGGAAUCAUAUUCUUCUUUCCUCAAUUACAGAAACAUUGCUUACUUGGGUACAGAUACACAUAUGUGUGCAAUGCACUGCAUUAUUCUAAUUCCUAUUCAAUCAUGUUUGUGGAGCCUGGAAAAGAUGUUUGUCAGUCAGCUUGUUGCUACCAAUCAUUGUCGGAUUUACGGUACAUGAACUGUAGAUAUCUCCAUGGGUGGCUGUUAAGGGAAACCUGUGUGUGCUGCGACUGUGUUUGUCUGUCUGUGGUGGCGGUUGUGAUUGGGAGGGGUAUCUUUGCAGGACAGUUUCUAAACUUGGGUGUUCUGGCCUGCUCCUGGUGGGAGGCCCUAAAUGUGUCAAGAUACACCACUGGGUGCAUUUCUUUCAGACCCAAGAUGUAAAACACCUGGACCACCUACCUCCCGUCUUGAUGAUACCACGUUAAAACACAUGCACAGUUGCGAAAUGGUCAUCCGCCUACUUUUCCUAUUUAUUGGUCACUCCUGAUGCCACUUCAAGUCAAUGUCACUUUGAUAUAUUAUGGCUAAAGAAGGGCCAAAUGUGACUUUGUUGUUACACACCACCAGUAACAGCACUGCCUCAGCAAA